AUGGACUCAUUACCAUCUAUCCCUGUUUUGACUUGCGUCGCUAAGUCUCAGAGUCAGAUGAGUCCCACUGGUCGCAAUGGUGCCAAAGACAACCUCAACGUCCACGAUUUGGAGUUGAUGAUGCAGUGGUGUACUAAGACAUAUCGUUCAAUGUCUCAUAAUAGCGAUGUUGAGAGUAUCUGGCAGACUGUCAUUCCACGUGAAGCUAUGCAGCAUCCGGCCCUGAUGCAUGGUAUUCUCGCGCUGUCCGCAUUGCAUCUGGCUUCCUCAACAGGAGGAAGCAUGCACGAACGAUAUAUUAAAACGGCAAAGACCCAUAAAGACAUGGCUCUGUCAAAUUUCAAAGAGACAUUCGCAAAUAUCGACCAUUCAAAUUGCAAUGCAGCCUUUGCUUUAUGCAGCCUCACGACCAUAUCUUCCCUGGCCUUUCCUCUGAUUGCCGGACACGGCCAGACAAACACGGCGCUGGAUGAUCUUUGCCAGGCUUUCCAAGUUGCAAGGAACUCCAUGAAUGUUCUGGCCCAGAUCGCUGACCAAGUUAAGAGCGGCGAGUUGAAGCCGUUGCUUGAAAAGGACGAAUGUGGCCCCAAGAUGCCCGACACUUCGCGGCUUGCUAUCAUGUCGUUAUCAAUGACGAACUCACAGCUGGCCAACCGGAACCCGAAGCACGAAAGAGAGAUGUUUGAGGCAACAAUCAGACAGUUGGGGGAGACUCUAGAAAAACUUGCGCAAGGCAGGGAAGCUUCAAUCGUGGCGUUCCAGUGGAUGUACCACAUUCCGCCGAGGUUCAUAGACCUAGUGCAUGAGCGAUAUCCGUUCGCUCUGGUCAUCCUGGCUCAUUAUGCUGUGGUCCUCCAUUUUAUGAGAAGCCGCUGGUGGAUGGGUGAAUGGGGUGCACGAAUCAUCCAACAAAUAGGUCGACUCCUGGACUCUCAAUGGCGACAAUCUAUUAGUUGGGUAUUAGAUGCUACAGGCUGUCAUAUUUCACCAACUUGA
Molecule: messenger RNA, 996 nt
Organism: Aspergillus lentulus
Lineage: Eukaryota; Fungi; Ascomycota; Eurotiomycetes; Eurotiales; Aspergillaceae
Biological process (GO): regulation of transcription by RNA polymerase II
Molecular function (GO): DNA-binding transcription activator activity, RNA polymerase II-specific
Source: RefSeq, a predicted model, not a curated record